Molecule: messenger RNA, 1528 nt
Organism: Neurospora tetrasperma FGSC 2508
Lineage: Eukaryota; Fungi; Ascomycota; Sordariomycetes; Sordariales; Sordariaceae
Exons: 3
Coding region: 167-1255 (362 amino acids)
Biological process (GO): vesicle-mediated transport; vesicle fusion; intracellular protein transport
Cellular component (GO): endomembrane system; SNARE complex; membrane
Molecular function (GO): SNARE binding; SNAP receptor activity
Source: RefSeq, a predicted model, not a curated record
GCCGUGUCCAUGCGAUGCGAUGUGAUGCCAUACCAAUUCCAAUCCGCCUCUGGACCGCCAUCACCACUAACUACCAUCAAUUGAAUCCUACCUCUGACCGAGACGACGACUAGCCUUCGGCGUGCAACCGAGGCGAAGGGAGCCUUUCGCCCUUCCGGCGUCCGCCAUGUGGCGCGACCGCACUAAUCUCUAUAUCUCGUACCGGCAGUCCUACGCCCACCACCCGACCCAGCGCAACCGAUAUGCCCCUCAGAACCCAGGCGACCGCUUCGGCGGGACUUCCGGCGGGGCUGGCAGCAGCACGGGCGUCCUCUUCUCUGCCGACGAUGACCGGCGCGGCCUCUUAUCCGCGGGGGCCUACGAUGUCGACGACGGCGAUGCGGUGAUCGAGAUGGACCUGCUUCCGCCUCGGUGGGCGGAUUCGUCGGACGAAGUGGCGGAGCUGCUGGCCGACAUCGCCCGCAAGAGCCAGAAGCUGGAGCGGUUGCAUCAGAAGCACGUACUGCCGGGGUUUGACGACGACGAGGCUAAGAGGGACCAGGAACGUGAGAUAGAGCAGCUCACGCAGUCCAUCACCAAGGGGUUCCACGACUGCCACCGCGUCAUCCAGCGCAUCGAGCAGAUGGUGCGCGAGGGCAAACACAAUGGCCAGAUGAGUCGCGCCGACGAGGUCAUGGCCAAGAACAUACAAAUCAACCUGGCCACGAGAGUCCAGGAGGCCAGCGCCAACUUUCGAAAAAAGCAGAGCGCAUAUCUAAAGAAGCUAAGAGGCAUGAGCGGCCUUGCCAGUCCAACCCUCGACCGAGUCUCAACCACCUCUUCUUUCCUGGGCCCAAGCGGCCUCCCGCCCGGCAACAGCUCCAACAGCGCCUCCAUUCUCGAAUCCGACGCCGACCGGGUCUUCUCCCAGUCGACUCUACAAGCGUCAACGCAUCAGAAGCUGCUUCACAGCAACGACCAGGCGAUUUCGCAGCGCGAGCGCGAAAUUGACGAAAUUGCCCAGGGCAUCAUCGACCUGUCCGAUCUGUUCAGGGAUCUGCAGACCAUGGUCAUUGACCAGGGUACGAUGCUGGACCGGAUCGAUUACAACGUGGAGCGGAUGGCGACGGACGUGAAGGAGGCGGCCAAGGAGUUGACGGUUGCGUCCGGGUACCAGAAGAAGACGACCAAGAGGAAGAUUAUACUUCUGUUGUUGAUUUUGAUAGCGGGUAUGAUUAUUUUGCUGGUUAUCAAGCCGAAGAAACAUGGAGGUUGAAGAGAGUGGGGAGAGACAUAAAAGGGACGAACUUCAAGAUGUUAUGUGUGGGACGAUCGAGUUGAUGGGCGGACGGGUAACCAAGACCACUACACGGUACAGCGAAAGGGGUGGGUGAGCCGCGGAGAGACGGAAACAGCAAGUAGUAAUGUAAUAAAAAUGGGGGAGAGCGUCAAGAAGGGAUUCCAGGAACCUAUUUGUACGACAACUAUAUAAAUGUCAACAUUCGGGGUUAUGGGGACUGACGUAUGAGGACCACUGCCCCUUCAUCUC